Drosophila sulfurigaster albostrigata is the source of this 603-nucleotide messenger RNA. RefSeq names its product odorant receptor 47a-like. Gene Ontology annotation, molecular function: odorant binding; olfactory receptor activity. NCBI's taxonomy places the organism in Eukaryota, Metazoa, Arthropoda, Insecta, Diptera, Drosophilidae. The record is from RefSeq and is a predicted model, not a curated record. The transcript is spliced from 2 exons. The coding region runs from base 106 to 603 and encodes 165 amino acids. Gene Ontology annotation, cellular component: plasma membrane. Gene Ontology annotation, biological process: detection of chemical stimulus involved in sensory perception of smell; sensory perception of smell.
GUUUGUGCCAGCUUUGGCGCUAUUCUUCCCACCAUCUGUAUAGACACAUACUUUACAGCAUUGACACACAAUCUGGUUGCAUUGUACAAAUCGGCACAGUAUAAAAUGCAAUUGUUUGGCGUCGAGACUCUUGAGGAGACACAAGAGCGUCUCAGUGAAAUUCUGCAACUCUACAAGAACAUUUUGGACAUGAGUGAUGUGUUGAAUCGUUUCUUUCGUCUAACCAUCUGCAUGCAAUUGAUUGUCGCCUCAUUGUUGCUCUGCUUUAUUGGCUAUACGCUGUCUGAAAACUUUGCCCAACCAAAGACGCCAUUCUAUGCGACUUUCAUGUUCAGCGUGUUGGCACAACUCUACAUUUAUUGCUAUUGUGGGGAGUAUCUAAAGACCGAGAGUAGAAGAUUCGCCAAUGCCAUCUACAACUGUCCUUGGUAUGAGGCAACUGCAGUCAAUCCCACGGUUGGACGUUCCCUCCAAAUCUCAAUGAUGCGCGCUCAACGAGGCAGUCGCAUUGAUGGCUACUUCUUCGAGGCCAACAUGAGGGUGUUCCUAUCGAUUGUAAAAACUGCCUUGUCAUAUCUAGCACUUUUACGAUCGAUUUCUUAG